AUAAAUUAAUAAUUUUUUUUAGAAAAAUGGAUAAGAAAAUAUUAUAUAUUUUCAUUUUUGGAAUUAUUUUAAUAUCAUUUGUUUCAACAGCAUUAUCAUUAAAUAUAAACAAUAAUCAAAUAAACAACGAUAAUGAUAAUUUAGAAGAAUUUGCAAGUAAUGAAUGUCAAAUUUGUGAAUUGGUAGUAAAAGAUGUCAUUGACUGUUUAACUUCAAAUAUGUCAAUUCAUGAAAUAGAAAUUGGGGUAGAUUUACUAUGUUUCCGUGUAAUGCCAUUUCAUUCAAAACCAUGCAGAAACUUUAUAAAUUCAAACAUUGAAAAGAUUGUACAAAUUAUUGAAGAUAAUGGUGAUCCAAAUGAAGUAUGUUCAAAAAUUGGUGCAUGUUCAUCAUCAGAGAAUUUAGAAAUUAAAAACAACAUCAACCAAAAUAACCAUUAUAAUGAGAAGAAUUAUCAUCAAAUAAAUAAAUAAUAAAUUAAUUAUAAUAACGCAAACAUGCAAAUAAUUAUAUAGUUACAAUUGUUAAUUAGUAUUUAAAAAAUAAAAAAAUAAAAAAAUAAAAAAAAAAAUAAAUAUUUUUUAUAUAAAUAAAACUAAUUAUAAAUUAUUAAAGUUUAAUAAUUUAAAUCUU
Molecule: messenger RNA, 633 nt
Organism: Dictyostelium purpureum
Lineage: Eukaryota; Evosea; Eumycetozoa; Dictyosteliales; Dictyosteliaceae
Exons: 1
Coding region: 27-473 (148 amino acids)
Source: RefSeq, a predicted model, not a curated record